Haplochromis burtoni (Burton's mouthbrooder) is the source of this 3830-nucleotide messenger RNA. RefSeq lists its product as uncharacterized. The record is from RefSeq and is a predicted model, not a curated record. The transcript is spliced from 3 exons. Lineage: Eukaryota; Metazoa; Chordata; Actinopteri; Cichliformes; Cichlidae. Bases 679 to 1866 code for a protein of 395 amino acids.
UGACUUCCACGGGGCUGUGGAGUAAACAAAGCCGGUGUCAUGAAGACAGAGAAGUGAGAAGUAACAGUAAGUUGUGGGUCGUCAGAUCCUCGGUGUCUGUCUGUUUCUGGUAUCUUUGAUGAAACUAUGAUGGAGUAAUCUCAAGAAUCAGCAGGAGCAGUGUUCGUAAAAAAAAAAAGUUUAGAGGGGUUUAAAAAAUGAAGUUUUUGCUUUGCAGUGGCUGCACAUCAUACCUGCACAUCUUUUAUUCAGUUUUGCGGGCCAGUAAUGCUAAUCUGCACAUGUUUUGUGUCUAUGACUGACCUCAAAGCGCUACUUUCACUUUCGAUUAAACUAAGUAAACGCGACAGAUCCCGUGCUUUGUCUCUCUGGCACCAGAAAGUAGAAAACAAGUGAGUCUCAAGGGGUUUCCAGCUCCUUCCUGGAGAUGCAUAAUCAGGGGAGCCUGGUUAGGCGGUUGGGGGUUCCAGAUGUUUCACCAGGUGACAGGACAGCUGAAAAACAUCGGUUCAUUUCCUCAGACCUAAGCACGGAGGAGGGGAGGUGCUGUAGGUGUGGUGUGCCCCUCUCACCAGCCCGGACAGGCCGUCAUCAUAGUCCAGGACCAGAGGUUCCUGCUGAGUUUAGCAGACUGAUGUGCUGCAGAUCGAUGAUCAACAGUAUCAUUUAACCGUGAAAAUGUCUGAGAUGGAUUUCCCAGUGGAGGCAACACUACAUUUGAAAGAGUUUCAAGAUGAGAGAGAAGUGAAGAAUAUCCUCAGGUCGCAUGGCUUUGAGAUGCAUGAUCUAGGAGAAGGUCAGGUGCGUGUAAAGGGUCAUUUUUCUAAGCUCAAAGAGGUAAAGGCUAAAUUAGAACAGCUUCCCUUAUCACAAACCAAGAUGUCGCCAUCCUCUUCAUCCUCACCAACCCCAGUUGCAUCUUCUGGAGCCAUUCCCAAAAACUACAGUCACAGAGACAAGCCCCCACACGCUGCUCUAUCUUCCCCCACCUCCUCCUCCUCAUCAGCGCCAGGCCCUUCUCGUAGCCGUCCAGCCUCUCAUGGGUACGCUGCAGGCUCGUCCCCAGACCAGCGUGGUUCCCUCAGGCACGGAGAGAAGACUUUUGUCAUUGAUGCAGAUGUGUUCAAGUAUGCUGACCGGUUCAGGAAAAAAGAAAUGGACAGCAUCCUGAUCAGCCAUGAUGUGAAAAUGAAAGCACAGGAUUGUGGUGAUAUGGUCAACAUCACUUUAACGGGGGGGAACUCAAAGACAGCACUGAGUAAAGUGCAGAGCCUUAUGGUUUCUCUUAGCAAUACACUACGCACACAGGAAGUUCCUCUGCAGGACAUGUCUGAUGAUGGCAAAAUGCUUUUAACAAAAAUUAAGAAAAAAGGAAACGUCGACGGUUCGGUGCUGGUGUGCGAGAUGGGCGACAGGCUUCAUCUUAUUGGCUCAUCUCGCGAGAGCUUCUUGUUAAAGCAGAGGUUGCUGGACGGGCGUGACCAGCACGGACGCACGGGGAGAGCCUCAGCUAAAGGCUCCAGAGGAAGGAGCAGCUCCGCUCCACCGACUAAUCGUAAGAGCACAGAAACAGCUGCCAACCCUGAUACAUCGCCCGGUGGAGCCACAGGUUACUCCCCAUCGAAGCACCAAGAUGAUGAACAGAAAGAUGCCACAACUGGGCGGGAAGUUGAUGCUUUCCACAGUCGGCCAAGAGUGUGGUCUCUGUCCCGUGAAAAUAAAGAUGCAAAGAGGGUCAAUGGUAACCCGAAAGAGAGAGAAAGUAAACCUCCACCUCAGAAGUCAUCCAGGUUAAAAAACCUUUUAACAUUGAAUGAGAUAAAGAACACAUUUAAAAACAUAAAUAGAAAUUUAAAAAAGAAAUGAGAGAGAAUCUCUCUUGACACAAAACAGAGCACCGCUGCUCUUCUUGUGUGUGAGUAUUUAAAAGGGUCUAAAUGCAUGUUUUUUUUUCUUACUGAGUACCUGUGUGGUGUUACACCACUAAUACUGAAACCAGGGCUCAAGCUUGAAAGGAAUAUGCGUUUGCCUUUUAAGGAAAUGCAGCCUGGAUCAGUGGUUAGCUUAGCCUAGCAUAACGACUGGAGAAUGACAAUAAACCUGUUUGUUGUUUAUUUAAUCCAGACAAAACACGUGUUUUGUGGGUAGAAUAUGUCCUAGCCUGGUGCUGUUCCUGCAAAGAAUAAUUUGACAUUUAAAAAAAAUUAAUCUACAUAUUCUGAAAAGAGACAGAAGGUUUUAUUUUAUUUUGCAGAUGCCACCAGUGUGUCUGACUUGGCUCUGUUAAACUAACAAUACUGAAACAGAGCUCAUCAUUCAAACGCCUAAAAGCAUCUGAAACCAGAAGUAAUAAAAUGUCUGCAUAAAGCAUGAGACUGUGGACCUCCCCGUCACUAAAAAAACACACAUCAGUUUCCUGUUUAAUAAUUACAUACAACAACAGAGGAGGUAGAGGUGAGCCCUGCCUUCUUCCCCUUUUCUGAGACUGCUGGUCAAUAUGUAGUGGAUGGAGCCACCCAGUGAUUAGUCAUUUUAACGAAACAGCUCCAUCCUAACUUUUUUGUUAUUAUCUGAGGAGUUUCAAACCUCACUGUUACUUAAAAUUAACUAAAUGAAUAAAUAGUUUGUGUAGUGUUGUGAGCAAGCUUUCAAAAUCCAAAGAAAUGUGAAUCAAUGUUCUGUUCAAACAAGAAAAAAAGCUGUUUUCAUGUUUAAGGAGCUUAAACCAAAGGACGGUUUCUGUUCAUUAUCUGUUGAUGAUUGAAUUGUUUUAUUGCUGCUUUUUUUACACUCAGACUUGUUAGAUGAUGGUGUAAUCUGUCAGUCGAAGGUCAGGCCGAUGGCCGGGUCAGAUCUAAUUAUCCUCUGGUGACCCUUGAAUGAAGUCGGUCGUUUAUGCUGUUCAGACUUUGGAAGAUUUUCCAGAGGUUCAUUUGGAUAAAGUCCAGACUGCUUGAAGAAUGAAGGUUUGUGCCUUAAACCUAUCAGUGCUGGCAGAUACACCACUACCAGUACGCCUAUCUUUAUAAUAUCAGCUGUGUAGAUGUACCAGUUUAUCUCCGUUGUUUACCUUUAACUUUUUUAAUACUUUAAGUGUAAACAUUGAUUUAUUUCUGUUUUGUGGUGCAAUAUUCUGAUUUUGAUUCUGACACAACACUCUUCAAAAGUAGAUUUUUUAAACAUUUUAAACACUAAAAAUAAGCUUUACAUAAAAAGGAUUACACACUGACAUGUGCAGAGGAGCGAUAAUGGAUAUACUGGACAUGCUUAAUAUGAAGGGGUAAAAGAGGAAGACCAGGAUGUCGUGACGGAGGACAUGCAGAGGGUCGGUGUGACAGAGGGGGAUGAUAAGGACAGGGAGGACAAUGAGACUAACUGAAAAUACCAUGACUCUGUAUUUAAUAGUUAAUUAAACGUUUUUAUUGUCAACUCAGUUGACUGACAUCUCUUAAUCGUUAUUUUUGAUGGUCGCACCACCAUUGUUUAAUAUUUUCACACAUCAGUAUUUGCUCUGGAUCAUAAUGACUCACUGAAAUGCAAAGUAUGUGAAUGUAUAAACCAGUGAAUAAAAAAAAAAGCACUGUGCACAUUUUAAGGCUACGUGAUGUUUAUGAAAUGUGGUACACCUGUGUUUUUCUUCUGGAUCUUUUAGUGACUGUGUGCUCUGUGCUAUCACAUUUUCCCUGUAACACCAAUGGAGUCAGAAAAAGAUGAGGGGAAGCCAGAGCAGGAAGUGAAAAAGUCUCUGACGUUGAUCUGACCUGAGAGAGGAAGUAUUGAUGAGGAUCUAACAGGCUCACUGUAAUAACUGAAAGACCAGCUGAGUGUUU